AGGGGUGAUGAUUUUUCUGCCCAUGCAGCCUGUGUGAACUUCACAUGUAUAUGGCAAGCGCAACGCUUCCGCUCCAUCAUUUACCGUUUGACCGCAACACAACACGUUUGUCAUGAAAUUCACACUUCAGGCGCGCACAUUCGCGGAUGACGAAGAUCCAGAAGAUCUACACGAGCCCAUGCGUCUUGUGCGGCUCAUUGGCGCUGGAAACUGUUCAUAGUGGAAGUGCAGUAUCUUCAGCCAACGGUGACAUUCACGACGCCUUGCGCGCAGACUGGCAGGCUGCUGUACCGGCACUAUGGAGGAAAAAAACAAGGACGAUAACGCCACGAAGGGACAUGAAUCGAUGUCCUAUCAACGGAGGAUGUGGAAGAAUUUUCAAGAAAAAACCAAACCGUUUAUGAGUCCCAAAUUGGUCUCUGAACGUCGCAAUCCCGACAGUAAAAAGGAGACGGGGUUAUGGAUGUUUAAAAGGAAAAAGAAACAGUUGGACCGUGUCUUUUCGUCCUCACAGCCCAAUCUCUGCUCCUCUACCCCGUCGACUUUCCCGGGUGACCUGUCACUCGGCGGUACAGCGGUCUCUGGGAACAGCGACAACGGGCAACCUAUGCAACAGCUGCUGGGUGCGGUUGGAGUGUCGGCAAGCAAGCCAGAGCUAACGGGACACGAGUGCCCGAAGCUCAUCGUCUCCCAUUUAAUCAUGUCCCACCAGAAGAGCUCCUCUCUCGGCUCUGCAUGCUUCGAGAAGCUGGUAGUAAAAUCUGCGGACGUUGGAGAGGAGGAACAGCUCCGCAAAAACGCCAGUGAUUCUGGCAUCAACAUUGUGGAGCCAAGUAAUGCUGAGACCGCCCUUGUUACCAACCCAGGGAUGUACCAGCUGGACAUCAUACUGAAGAAAGGACACAACCUCGCCAUCAGGGACAGAGGAGGGACAAGUGAUCCGUAUGUGAAGUUUAAGAUCGGUGGGAAGGAGGUGUUCAGGAGCAGGACCAUCAAUAAGAACCUGAACCCAGUGUGGGACGAGAAAGUCAGCCUGCUUGUGGACAGCCUCCGAGAACCUCUCUAUGUCAAGGUGUUUGACUAUGACUUUGGCCUUCAGGAUGACUUCAUGGGUUCGGCAUACCUCUACCUGGAGUCCCUGGAACACCAGAGGAACCUGGACGUGACCCUUGACCUUGAGGACCCCCAGUACCCCGACCAUGACCUGGGAACUCUAGACCUGGCAGUCACACUGUCGCCCAAAGAGGGAGACUUCAGGGAAGCUACCAUGCUUUUGAGAAGGAGCUGGAAACGAUCCAAUAAGCAGCUGCAUUCAAGUAUGCGGUUGUCAGAUGUCCACAGGAAAGCUCAGCUGUGGAGAGGUAUAGUGAGCAUCAGUCUGAUUGAGGCUCGCGACCUCCAGCCUAUGGACGCCAACGGCUUUAGUGACCCCUACGUCAAAUUCAGACUGGGCCAUCAGAAAUACAAGAGCAAGACGAUACCCAAGACUUUGAACCCCCAGUGGAGAGAGCAGUUUGACUUCCAUCUGUAUGAGGAGCAGGGGGGCUUCAUCGACAUCACCGUCUGGGACAAAGACGCAGGCAAGAAGGAUGACUUCAUGGGCAGGUGUUCGGUUGACCUGUCGCCGCUGAGUAAAGAGCACACUCAUAAGUUGGACGUACCGCUGGAGGAGGGCGAGGGCAUGCUGGUGCUGCUGGUCACACUCACUGGGGCUGCAGCAGUGUCCAUCUCGGACCUGUCGGUCAAUAUUCUGGAUGACCCACAAGAGAGACACCAGAUACUACAGAGAUAUAGUGUGCUGAGGUCGUUCCACAACCUGAAAGAUGUGGGUAUGGUCCAGGUGAAGGUCAUCAGAGCAGAGAGGCUGAUGGCAGCAGACGUCACAGGAAAGAGUGACCCCUUCUGUGUGGUGGAGCUGAGUAAUGAUCGGCUACAGACACACACCGUCUACAAGAACCUCAACCCCGAAUGGAACAAGGUCUUCACCUUCAACGUGAAGGACAUCCACUCAGUGUUGGAGGUGACGGUGUACGACGAGGACCGAGACAGGAGUGCAGACUUCCUGGGGAAAGUGGCCAUCCCUUUACUAAACAUUCAAAAUGGUGAACGGAAAGCCUACGCCUUGAAAAGCAAGGAGCUGACAGGGCCAACAAAAGGGGUCAUCUUUCUCGAAAUAGACGUGAUUUUUAAUGCUGUGAAGGCCGGUCUCAGGACGUUAAUACCCAUCGAGCAGAAAUACAUUGAGGAUGAACCCAGAGUGUCCAAACAGUUGCUGCUGCAGAACUUCAACAGAGUGAGGCGCUGCAUCCUGUUCCUCAUCAACGCCGGCUGCUACAUCAACAGCUGCUUCGAAUGGCACUCGCCUCAGAGGAGCAUCUGCGCAUUCCUGCUCUUUGUUCUCGUGGUGUGGAACUUUGAACUCUACAUGAUUCCUCUGGCUCUGCUGCUGCCGCUGGCCUGGAACUAUAUCCUUGUCGCUUCGGGGAAGGACACCAGGCAAGACGUGCAAGCGAUGGAGGACUUGCUGGAGGACGAGGAUAUGGACUAUGAGAAAGAUGACAAGGUGCCUAGGCCCGGCCAUUCGGAUGACGGCCGACUGCCUGAAAGCCAUAUCCUUGUGGAUAUGUUGGCUUCCUGGCACUUUGAGUGGAUACGGGUGAUGGUGGACCCGGAGAGAAAGGGCUUCAUCAACAAGCUGUAUGCCAUCCAGGAUGUGUGCAUCAGUGUGCAGAAUGCGUUGGAUGAAGUAGCCUCCUACGGCGAGAGGAUAAAGAACACAUUUAACUGGACAGUGCCUUUCCUAAGCUGGCUGGCCAUCGUUGCACUGUGUGUGGCCACUGUGCUCAUCUACUAUAUCCCCCUACGCUACAUUGUCCUGGCCUGGGGGGUGAAUAAAUUCACCAAGAAGCUCCGUGACCCGUACAACAUUGACAACAACGAGCUCCUGGACUUCCUGUCCAGAGUCCCCUCAGAUAUACAAGUGGUGCAGUACCGAGAGCUGAAACUGGAUCUCAGUCAUAGUCCAAAUAAAAGAAAGAAAAACAACCCGGGGUAGCUGGCUUUGUCCGCCCACGGAAUCUUCCCUCCCUCAACGGCCCGACACCGAGGAGCAGAGGAAGGCUGGUCUGGACCUCCUCAACUCUCUCUCUCUCCUUUUUUCAUAUUUUCCUCUUUCUCCCUCUUCUACUGACUUUAUAUAUACAUGUACAGGCUUCCGAAGUGUAAUUAUCAAUGUAGAAAGAGACAGCAAGAGAAAAAUCGUAAAUUCUGAGUUUAGAGAUGAGCCUGGAUGAAAGUGUCCCGGACCAUUCCAGACCCAGGUGUUUACAGCAUUGUACCAGUCUGACAGAUGUACAAGUCAUGCUCGACUGUGUGACAGUUAUGAGAUCACCCGAAGAGGUUUCAGGCAUUUUUUACACAAUUCCCCCGUAAGGAACAUAUCAUUUAACCCUAUCAUAGUCAGAAAGCCGCCAACCAGGUAGAAUGGAUGGUCUACUUUUCCAAAUCUGAACUCCCAAAUGAGCUUUAUUUAUUCAUUAUUUUACAAAAUGUUGUAAAUAUUUUUUGUUGUAUUUACAUUUUGGAUUAAAUUAUUAUAUUUUUUGGGGGGGGGUGUAUUUUAAGAGGUCAAAUGUUAAUUGUCUUUUCAGCUUUUAGGCAUGUAUACAUAUCACCCUGGUCCAGUGGUCCUUGACUAUCCAAAUGAAUGAUAACUUCAAAAACCUCAAAAAUCCUCUUUUAAAUGGAACCCGAGGACUGCUGCAGUCCUGCCGAAAUGCCAUUCUUCCGGUCUUCACGACCAUCAAUAGCGCAGAUCAGUGUUUUUCUACUCAGAAACAGGGUGUCGUUUCCCCCCAGAAGAGGCAGGCAAGUGUAGCUCUCUGCUGUGCCACUGAGCUAAUAUAGAUGUCACCCUGUGCAGACAGAAUCGCCAGGCAGGCCUUAGGCAGCCCAAGCGGUAAUCUUAUUUGAAAGGCUGGUCUCCUCUCCUCUCAUCUCCACAUGUUGCCUCAGUGGGCACACACACACUCUCCAACACUGUGCCACAGGCUGGCCACCAUCUCCAUUUGCCCCACCUCCUGCUCAACUAUGAUCUCUCUUUCAAGGGACGAGUUUGUGUAUACGUGUAUGUAUGUGCAUGUGUCCCAUUGGGCAAAAACAGUUUGAAUCAACGUUGCCUUCACAUCAGUUCAGCCCAAACAAUGCUACGCGAUGACGCUGAAUCAACGUUGCUUCCACAUCAGUUCAGCCCAAACAAUGAAUCAACGUUGCCUCCACGUCAGUUCAGCCCAAACAAUGCUAAGCGAUGACGCUGAAUCAACGUUGCCUCCACGUCAGUUCAGCCCAAACAAUGCUACGCGAUGACGCUGAAUCAACGUUGCCUCCACGUCAGUUCAGCCCAAACAAUGCUACGCGAUGACGCUGAAUCAACGUUGCCUCCACGUCAGUUCAGCCCAAACAAUGCUACGCGAUGACGCUGAAUCAACGUUGCCUCCACGUCAGUUCAGCCCAAACAAUGCUACGCGAUGACGCUGAAUCAACGUUGCCUCCACGUCAGUUCAGCCCAAACAAUGCUACGCGAUGACGCUGAAUCAACGUUGCCUCCACGUCAGUUCAGCCCAAACAAUGCUACGCGAUGACGCUGAAUCAACGUUGCCUCCACGUCAGUUCAGCCCAAACAAUGCUACGCGAUGACGCUGAAUCAACGUUGCCUCCACGUCAGUUCAGCCCAAACAAUGCUACGCGAUGACGCUGAAUCAACGUUGCCUCCACGUCAGUUCAGCCCAAACAAUG
Messenger RNA from Oncorhynchus gorbuscha (pink salmon), 4794 nucleotides. It is a transcript of the gene mctp1a, whose product is annotated as multiple C2 domains, transmembrane 1a. Gene Ontology annotation, cellular component: synaptic vesicle membrane. The coding region runs from base 299 to 3055 and encodes 918 amino acids. Gene Ontology annotation, biological process: regulation of neurotransmitter secretion. The record is from RefSeq and is a predicted model, not a curated record. Gene Ontology annotation, molecular function: calcium ion binding. Lineage: Eukaryota; Metazoa; Chordata; Actinopteri; Salmoniformes; Salmonidae. The transcript is spliced from 22 exons.